Molecule: messenger RNA, 1626 nt
Organism: Odocoileus virginianus texanus
Lineage: Eukaryota; Metazoa; Chordata; Mammalia; Artiodactyla; Cervidae
Source: RefSeq, a predicted model, not a curated record
GCCUCAGCGAGGGUAAUUUCUCCCUCCCCACGGCCUGCUGAGCAAGGGGACCCGGGACAUUUGCGGUGAGGUAGGCGGAUCGGAUGGGUUUCCGCGUCUAUGCAGACAAAGGGCCUACUGCCUUCGGCGAGUGACGAACUCAGGCCCCCUCUCCCCGCCCCCUUGGCCGGAGGGUCGCCAGCCUGUCCAGGCCGUCCCAUCUUGUGUUCGUGGUUCCCAGCCCUCGCGAGAGGCGGUGAAUCAUUCCGCUCAGCUACUUGGAAGCCGCUGAUGAAGCCACUGGAUGGGGCGGGGGGGUGCCUUUGCGCUCUUCCGGUCUCCUCCCCUACGGCCUACUACUGCUGUUCUCCGGAAGUUAUAACUGCGGCGCAGGAGUUGGGGGUUGAUGGACGUGGGGGUUUGUGGCCUGUCAGUGAGUCCCCUUUUGUUUCUGCAGAGUGUCCGAUGGCCAGAGGUGCUUUCCCCAGUUUCUGUUAUUUAGCUUCCUGUGGUAUACUGAUGAGCAGAGCUCUUCCACUACAUACCUCACUUUUGCCUAAGAAGAUACAUGCAAGAACCUUCUUCAGAAUUGCUGCACCAUUAAUAAACAAAAGAAAAGAAUAUUCAGAAAGGAGAAUUAUAGGUUAUUCUAUGCAGGAAAUGUAUGAUGUAGUAUCUGGAGUGGAGGAUUACAAGCAUUUUGUUCCUUGGUGUAAAAAAUCAGAUAUAAUAUCAAGGAGAUCUGGAUACUGCAAAGCGCGAUUGGAAAUUGGGUUUCCACCUGUGCUGGAGCGCUACACAUCAGUAGUGACAUUGGUGAAACCUCAUUUAGUGAAGUUAAGGCAGGGAAAGUGGUGAGAGGAUGAAGAAAGAUAGAAAAGAUAUAAAUGUGGAGCAUAUAAACAUUGUUGAAGUCAUCCUGCCAUGUACCAGGUACUGAAAUGCCAGGUACUGUUGCAUGCAUUAUAUUAAUCAUCUUACCCUUCUCAGAGAAGGGUACACAUACAGAAAAGGUACUCGGACUUCAACACAUGAAAAAAGAGAAUUCCAGAGUUACAUUACCAUUUAUUUUGACUUCCUAGAGUGCGGUGAACAAAGGCUUUCAAAGCUUGGAUUGUGUGGUUUUGUGCCCACUUGAUUUAGUAGUGGUAUCAUUUCUUGGUUAUUGGCCAGAGCUAAGUGCCUUUUUCACCUCCUUGUCAGUCACUGAGGACAUGCAGCUCUCAUACCAGAAAGAAUAUACUGUCCAGUGAAGCUAAGACAUGGGAGUCCACCCUAGUCCCACUGUCAAAACAUCAACUCCACUUAAAAGUCUGUGCCGCAUUCUGAGACUUUACUAUUAUUAUAACUGUUUUCACCUGUUUGCCUCAUAGUUUUGAAGUUUUUACUUACUAUAGUGCACUGCCUCUCUUAUAGUAGCUAAUGCAUUAAGCUCUAUAGUGCUUUCUUUACUUGAAUUGUUUAAUCUUCACAACAGCCCUUUGAGAUGCAGAUUUUAUUAUCCUCCAUCAUCGUAUGGUUGAGUAUGCUAAGACUUCAAAGAGUUAGAUAGCUUGCCUAGGGUUACACAGCCAAGACUCUGUAGUCUGUCUGACAACAGUGACUAUCUCUAUAAAUCUUAAAAUUGAGUCCCCUGACCUCAAUCUC